Amborella trichopoda is the source of this 3655-nucleotide messenger RNA. It is a transcript of the gene GTA2, whose product is annotated as global transcription factor group A2. Gene Ontology annotation, cellular component: ribosome; DSIF complex. Gene Ontology annotation, biological process: transcription elongation-coupled chromatin remodeling; translation; regulation of transcription by RNA polymerase II. NCBI's taxonomy places the organism in Eukaryota, Viridiplantae, Streptophyta, Magnoliopsida, Amborellales, Amborellaceae. Gene Ontology annotation, molecular function: mRNA binding; structural constituent of ribosome. The record is from RefSeq and is a predicted model, not a curated record.
GAAAACCAGUUCGGUCUUUCCAGACUCCUAUCCGGUCUGCGAUCGGUAUAAAAAAAAAACCCUAGCUGUUCUUUUCUCUCUUUCGACUUAACCAGCCAACCCUCUCUCUUCGCUCCUGAGCCUAAUUCCCCCUCCGCUUCUCUUUCUCUCUACUUAACCAGCAAGCCCUUCCCCCAUCUCUUCGCUGCUCUUUCUCUCUGCUUAACGGGCAAACCCUUCCCCCAUCUCUUCGCUUCUCUCUCUACUUAACCAGCAAACCUUUCCCCAUCUCUUCGCUCCCAAACCUAAUCCCUUCCCCAUCUCUUCGCUCCCAAACCUAGUCCCUUCCCCAUCUCCCAAACCUAAUCACUUCUCCCUUUCUUCGCUCCUAAGCCUAAUCCUUCAUCACUUUGCUCCUAAACCUAAUCCUUCAUCAGUUUGCUCCUAAACCUAAUCCUUCAUCGGUGGGGUUUCGGAUUGGUAGUAUGGCGAGACAUUAUGAAGAAGACGAGGUUGAAGAAGAGCAGGAGGAAGAAGAUUUGGAAGAGGAAGAAGAUUUGGAGGAGGAGGAUGAGGAUUAUGUUGGUGGAAGGAAGAAGAAGAACAAGAGAUCAGAAUUCUUAGAUGAUAUGGCUGAAGAAGAUGACGAGGAAGAUGAAGAAGAGGAUGACCGCCCCCGGAAGCGCAAGAGUCGUCCUGGUUCUGAGUUUUUUGAUGACAUGGCUGCUGUGGCAAGUGAUGAUGACGAAGAAGAAGAGGAAGGAGAAGCAGAUUUUAUUGACGUGGGAGAUGAGUUGCAAGAGGAGGAUGAACGGCGGGUGCAUCGUCGACCUUUCCUUCCACGCGAGGAAGAGCAAGAUGUGGAAGACCUUGAAAGGUUAAUUCAAGAAAAAUAUGGCCGUUCAGAUCACUUAGAAUAUGAUGAGGAGACGACGGAUGUUGAACAACAAGCUCUUUUGCCCUCAGUGAAAGAUCCAAAGCUUUGGAUGAUCAAAUGCGCGAUUGGCCAUGAAAGAGAGGUGGCUUUCUGCUUGAUGCAGAAAUGUAUCGAUUUGCAAUCGCAAGGAGUAGAACUGCAGAUCAUGUCGGUAAUUGCAUUGGAUCAUUUAAAGAAUUAUAUAUACAUUGAAGCACACAAGGAAGCUCAUGUCAAGGAGGCUUGUAAAGGAAUGCGACACAUCUAUUCAUAUACCAAAGUGUUGCUUGUUCCAAUCAAAGAGAUGACGGAUGUUCUGUCAGUUGAGAGUAAAUCCGUUGAGCUUUCAAAGGAUACAUGGGUGCGUGUGAAGCUUGGAACUUAUAAAGGAGACCUGGCAAAGGUUGUAGAUGUUGAUAAUGUCAGGCAAAGAGUUACAAUAAAGCUUAUCCCAAGGAUCGACCUCCAAGCUUUGGCCAACAAAAUGGAGGGCAGGGAGGUUGGGAAGAAGAAGAACUUUGUUCCUCCACCGCGGUUUAUCAACACCCGUGAGAUGAAGGAUAUGCAUAUCCCUGUUGAACGAAGGCGGGAUCCAGCUACAGGGGAAUAUUUUGAAACUAUUGAUGGGAUGAUGUUCAAAGAUGGCUAUCUUUAUAAAACUGUGUCAAUGAAGUCUAUUAGUUCUCAGAACAUACAUCCCAGUUUUGAUGAACUAGAGAAGUUCCGGAAACCUGGAAAAGAUUCAAAUGGUGAUAUGGCCAGUUUGUCAACCUUGUUUGCAAAUAGAAAAAAGGGACAUUUUAUAAAAGGAGAUGCAGUAAUCGUUGUCCGUGGUGAUCUCAAGAAUCUGAUGGGAUGGGUCGAGAAGGUUGAGGAAGAGAAUGUAUACAUAAGAUCGAAGAUGCCAGGCUUAAAGGAAACCCUGGCUGUUAAUGAGAAAGAACUUUGUAAAUACUUUAAACCUGGAGACCAUGUGAAGGUAGUCUCAGGCGCUCAGGAAGGAGCUACCGGUAUGGUUGUCAAGGUGGAGGGACAUGUUCUCAUCAUCUUAUCGGACACCACCAAGGAAGAUAUCCGAGUUUUUGCUGAUAAUGUGGUGGAAAGUUCUGAAAUAACUUCCGGUAUUACAAAAAUCGGAGAUUAUGAGUUACAUGAUCUAGUGCUUCUGGAUAACUCCAGCUUUGGUGUUAUCAUAGGUGUAGAGAGUGAUGCAUUUCAGGUUCUCAAAGGAGUUCCCGAGAGAGCAGAGGCUGUUUUGGUUAAGUUGAGGGAGAUUAGAAACAAGAUAGAGAGGAAGCGUAGUGCCCAAGAUCGCUAUGGUAGCACCGUAUCUUUGAAGGAUAUCGUUAGGAUUCAUGAUGGACCCUGUAAAGGGAAGCAAGGCCCUGUGGAACAUAUUUAUAAUGGGAUUAUGUUCAUACGUGAUCGCCAUCACCUUGAAAAUUCUGGGUUCAUUUGUGUGAAAGCUCAAUCCUGUGUUGCCAUAGCUGGAUCUCGUGGAAGUAGUGAUAGAAGUGGUACAGAUUCUUUGGUUUCAAGAUUUGAUAGGUUGAGGUCUCCAAGUCGGCUGCCUAGAGGAGACCCUCAGCAAUAUUCUGGGGGAAGGGGUAGAGGGGGUAGAGGGGGGAAAGAUGCUUUGGUUGGGAAUACUAUCAAGAUCCGUGUGGGUCCCUUCAAGGGCUACCGUGGUCGUGUAGUAGAUGUUAAUGGUUCAACUGUUCGAGUUGAACUGGAAUCACAAAUGAAGGUGGUUACUGUUAAUAGGAAUCAGAUUGCUGAUGCUGUAGUUAUGACGACACCUAGGGAUUCAUCUCAACGGUAUGGGUUGGGAAGUGAGACGCCAAUGUAUCCAUCACGAACCCCAAUGCACCACAUGACUCCGAUGAGAGAUGCAGGAGGGGCCACUCCAAUCCAUGAUGGAAUGCGAACUCCCAUGCGUGACCGUGCAUGGAAUCCUUAUGCACCAAUGAGCCCACCAAGGGAUAACUGGGAAGAUGGAAAUCCUGCCUCUUGGGGGGGUUCAACUAGUCCCAGUUACCAGCCUGGAACUCCAUCAAAUAGACCUUAUGAAGCACCAACUCCUGGCUCAGGAUGGGCUAGUACUCCAGGGGGUAAUUAUAGCGAAGCUGGAACUCCUAGAGAUGCCAGCCCAGCUUAUGCAAAUGCUCCCAGCCCCUAUUUGCCAUCAACUCCGGGUGGACAGCCGAUGACACCAAGCUCGGCAGCCUACCUACCUGGAACUCCUGGUGGACAACCAAUGACCCCGGGAAAUGUUGGCCUUGAUGUCAUGUCGCCCGCAAUGGGUGGUGAAGGCGAUGGGCCAUGGUUCUUACCUGACAUUCUCGUAACUGUGCGGAGGCCAGGAGAUGAUCCAAGCGUGGGAGUUGUCAGGGAGGUGCUCUUGGAUGGAUCGUGCAAGGUGUCGAUGGGGACAUCGGGAAAUGGAGAGAGCGUUACCGCGAAUCCAACUGAGUUGGAAGUGGUGUUGCCCAAGAAAUCAGACAAGAUUAAGAUUAUGGGUGGGGCUCAGCGUGGUUCUACAGGGAAGCUAAUUGGUGUCGAUGGCACUGACGGGAUUGUUAAAGUUGACGAUACCUUAGAUGUGAAAAUUUUGGACAUGGUUUAUCUAGCAAAACUAGCCACAUAAUGUAUAAUUAUUUGUUGUAUUAUCCGGUUUCCCGUUAAUUUUAUCAUUUAGUUGUUUUGCAAGCCUGUUCGGUAUGUGUAAUGUGCAUGUGCAUGUGUAUGCGCUUUUUGAGA